AUGCAGUUGCAAUGUGGGCUUACUUUACAUCGUUCAGAUACCAAACAUACAGACGAUUGGUUCAAAAACCAAAGCACACAAGAACUUUUGAGCGAAGCACAGCGAGACAGACUUUUUUCGGGGUCGCCAAAACUCUAUGAAAACAGUGAAGAACAGCGAGUAAGUAAAAAACCCCAGUCGCCUAAAACUCAUGAAAAUCGUGAAGAACAGCGAGUAAGUAAAAAACCCCAGUCGCCUAAAACUCAUGAAAAUCGUGAAGAACAUACUGCCAUGCUGCUCUUCUGA
Molecule: messenger RNA, 285 nt
Organism: Trichomonas vaginalis G3
Lineage: Eukaryota; Parabasalia; Trichomonadida; Trichomonadidae
Product: KilA, N-terminal/APSES-type HTH, DNA-binding family
Exons: 1
Coding region: 1-285 (94 amino acids)
Source: RefSeq, a predicted model, not a curated record